AUCCGCGCAGGGCAGGGAGGAAUCUGGGCUUGGGGAGAUAAACACAUUGCUAUGGGGGGCGAUCGUCAUUCGACAUUAUGGCCCACUUGCGAUUUGUGAUUUCUCUUCUUUAGCCGGCCUUGAGUGUCUUCGGGAUUCAUGUCGGGCAUCAUUUAACUGCUUUGUUCGGAAGCGUCGAGCGGCUUCAACUGCAAAACAAACAUGGUAACAAGGCCGCACGUCCCAACAAUAUACGUAUACGUAUAAAUACCUAUGUGCAUACCUUUAUUUUCUUCUUUUUUCUUUUUUUUAAACGUUUUCGAAUACCGGCCUACACGUUAUCAUGACUUUCGGCUCAGCUCAUCGUGCGGGGUUCUUGGAUGCAACCGUCCAUGGCAGGGCCACUUAGUGAGUUGCCGGACGUCAUAUAGAUACAACUGUUGGUUUGUGAGAUUGUAAAUUCAACCCAACGUUACGCGCAUUUCCUCUGAAAGGUUAAGCGCCUCGGUACCUCGGGCCCUACGGGCCGCGACUGGCAAACAAUUAUCUCGCGCCUAGCGGCGUAAAUGAAAUUGGGGUACGAUAUUCGGCCGAGCAUUUGAUGCCGUGCGGGAUCGUGUGUACCCUAAAAUGAAAAGCGUCAUUGGGGCAAUGUCACUCGGAGACGCUCCAAUUGCUAAUUAAAGUCGAUCGAGAGUUGGCCGUCGGGACAUAUUAUCACUGGAACUUCGCUCGGCGUUAUUUAAUUUCGGGAUAUUUUGAUCCCUAAUAAAAAAAAAAUGGCAUAAUAGGUAAUGGUAACUAUACUAUUCUACUAGAGGCCAUUCAGGUACGGUCCGAUCGCUUAUUAAAGCUAGUCAGGGUGGGCCCACAAGCCCACCAACACAAUCAUUUAAAUAGAAUGACGGUGGGCAUUUAUCAAUAGAGCUUGGCUCAGCAUUAUUUAAUUUCGGGAAUCCCUGUUAAAUAAUUGUGAUAACAAACAACAGGAAAAUCCCUACCAUUUAACAUAUUACUCCCUCCGUCCCAUAUUUAACUCCGGUUUUGACCGAGCACAGGUUUUAAGAUAGUGGUAUUUGUGUGGUAGAGAGUUAUGCAGAGGAGAGAGAAAUGUGUAAGAAUGGUUAUGAACCACAUAUUCUUUACCAAAAAGGGAAAAAAGAGAUAAAUUUGGGACGAACCGAAAAAGAAAGAAUGAAGAUAAUUCUGGGACGGAGGGAGUAAUAAAAAAUGAGGGAGUUAGUACGGGACUUAGCUUCAAAUGGAACGAAGUCAACGAACUAGCUGACUUGGAUAAGAGUUGAUUUUUUGACUUGAUUGAGAAUUCCAGUCAAUCACUCCCUCCUUGUCCAUACGAUCAUUACUCCUGACAAGCUACUACCAGUAGCUCCUACCAGCCCUAAACCUUCGGCAUGUGGGAAGUCUGCGACCAAGAGAGUGGCUGCACGACUACUGUUGCUCCCCGUCAAUUAGCUCCCUCGUCGUUUGAAGACUGCAGCGGCUGCGGAGGUCAGAGAGGUUGUCGAGUUGCGUGGAUGGCCACAGAGGCUAGCCUUGGAAGACCGGCUGAACUUCGAAAUACACAUUUUUCUGAGCUCCAAGCCACCAUUAAUGGCGGAGACUCAUCUGGCUCGCAGUUGAGCGGCGACGGGGUCGGAGGACCGGUCUGCGGGUUGGGGAGGUAGAGAGGUCCGCCGCUAAAGGCGUCCGCCCCGCGACCGGUGUACAGAGCUGCGGCCGGAGACUCGUUGCAACGGGCCAGCGGCCGCCAGACUUGGUCCUCUGGGGAAGUACGUCAGCCGACACACGCCGACGUUGCCACCUCCUCCGAGACCCAGCGGAUUCUACAUCUGAAAUUUUUUAAUGCUUCCUUUUUCCUGCGGAUGGGUUGAGGAGCUGGGUUUGUGAGAUCACCCGGAUUAGGCGCCUCCAGUGUUCCGGUUGCGGUAGGGUCUGCAAUAGCGGUGGCAGCGAGGUUCAGCGUGGCCACGGCGGCGAACUCGAACAGUCUCUUCCGACGGCGAACUUGGUCAGUUAGACCGCUAGACUUGGUGUUGCAGGCAGCGACAUCCCUGUCUCAGAUCCGGAGCUCUCCCAGAUCAAAAUUCCAGAAUUCUUUCUUCUUCUCUGAUGUAAUGAGUCCAUUUUCGUCUUAUUUUUUUGUUGUGGAAUGCACGUCCAGAGAGGUGGCACAGAGGCAACAAGAGAGCAAUGAACAGUGGUGGACUCUAGCGACUGAUGAGUCGGCAGGAGCCAAGGGAUGCAGGGGCGGAAUCGUCCUCAUCUCACUCGAGGGAUUCCGAGCCUACUAUGCCUACCUCUAUCUUUUCAAAGUCUCUAACAAUGAGGUGGAGUACGAGGUCCUACUGUCUGGGCUACGACUGGCAGCCACCAUGGGAGCAGAGUGGAUAACGGUGAAAUGUGACUCUCGUCUGGUGGUUUCCCAGGUCAAAGGUGAGUUCGAAGCGAAGGAAGAAAGAAUGAUGAAGUACCGAGAUGCUGUUCGGGAGUUGCUCGGGUUCUUCAAGCAAGCAGAGUUGAUCUGCAUCCCGAGAAAUCAAAACUCGGAUGCAGGCCUCCUCUCAAAACUAUCCCAGGGACCGCCUAAACACAUUUCAAAAAUCGCACGCAUUGAAGAGAUGACGACCUCAAGUAUAGCACCAUCAUCGUCCAUCGAGGUCCUUCCCCUGCAACCGGUCGCCUGGUGCUGGGUGGAUGACCUCCUGCGCUACAUAGCCAACGGGACGCUCCCCGAUAAAGAAGAGGAAGCAAGGCUAGUCCGACGACGGGCUUCGGGCUACGUUGUCUUGGAUGGGAAGCUAUACAAGAGGUCCUACAAUGGGACCCUACUAAAGUGUUUGCGCCCACAUGAGGCAGACAGGAUCGUUUCCGAACUCCAUGGGGGCGUGUGCUCCGCCCACCAGGGGGCAUGCACGAUAGCUAGGAAGGUCAUCCUCCAGGGGUACUUUUGGUCGACAAUAAUGAAGGAUUGCGCCGACUAUGCAAGGAAAUGUGAGACAUGUCAGAAAUUCCAGAAGAACCCUGGCCGGCCAGCCACGAUGUACACACCGAUCAGCACCGCCCUUCCAUUCACAAGAUGGGGCGUCGACCUGGUCGGUCCCCUGCCAACCGGGUCGGGAAACCGAAAGUUCGUCAUCGUCGCGGUGAACUACUUUACGAAGUGGGUGGAGGCCGAGCCACUCGCCAGCAUCACGCAUCUUCAAUGUAAGAAAUUCAUAUGGAAGAAUAUUUUUUGCCGAUUUGGGGUUCCCCUCCAAAUAAUCUCCGACAAUGGAAGGCAGUUUGACUGCGAAGCCUUCCGGCAGUUCUGCGCAGAGUGGGGCGUAGAAUCCAGCAGAGUUGCGGUCUGCUAUCCUCAAGCAAAUGGACAUGUGGAGAACACCAACCGGACGAUCGUCGAUGGGCGGCAAAAGAAAUUGGAGGCCCUCAGGACUGUCUGGGUGGAGGAGUUGAACAAUAUACUCUGGACCUUCAGAACAAACCCAAGGAAGGCAACCGGAGAGACCCCCUUCGCUUUGUGCUAUGGCUUUGAGGCGAGGGCACCGUUCGAGGCAGUAGUCCUCAGCCGACGGGUGGAAGAGUUUGAACCAGCCAGCAAUGAGGAGAGGCUCCGAGCCGAGCUCCACCUCAUCGAGGAAAGAAGAGACCGUGUCUUCAUCAAAGCGGAAAACUACCGACAGCAAAUCAAGGCAUACCAGGACAGCCGAGCCCGACCCCGGAGUUUUGAUGUCGGUGACUACGUCUUGAGGCGUAGGAAGGCGAGCAAGCCGACAGAGGGAGGUAAGCUUUCCAUCAAGUGGGAAGGCCCUUACGUGGUUGACGCCAUGAUCGGCCCUGGAACAUACAAGUUGAAGACAACAACAGGCCGACUAGUAGAUCGUGUCUGGAACGCCGAGCACCUGAUGAAGUUUUACUAGUAGAAAAUCGAAACUUUACUUUUCUUUGUAAACUCAUGUGCUCCGAACACGGGAUCACAAUUUGUAAUUCUUCAUGUGGUCCGCCCACAUCAUGAAUUCAAUAUAUUUUGCUAGCGAUAUUUUGUCUUCGAAAGAGGUCCGACCUCACUUAGCAAUAAAGGGCGGCAGAAAAAAAGAAAAAAAAAGAAAUAAAAAAGGAAGAAAAAGAGGUACUAUGCCCCCUCGGUGUUUGGCCAACAUCGGCAAGGCUCUUGAACUGAAAAUAGCCAAGCGAUUUUCGAGAAUCCGGGCAAUUUUCUAAAGUAAAGAUCCAGCCGCGACAGUCGAGGCGACAGUAGGGCCGACCUCCGGGUCGAGGGCGCUCAGGAUGCUGACCUCCGGGUCCUUUCGAGUGCUCGCUGCCUAACAUCGCUGCCCAAGCAGCUCGCGCUCUCGCCAUCCCUGAGUUGGCGGUGCGGGUCCGUUCUGGUGGAUCAUGCAAGGUCCGACCCUGUUGUUCGGCUAUCCCUGCAGGAGUAACCAGAUUAUUCCCCAUGUCCGGGCAAACUGGACGGGUUAAAGUGACAGUAGGACUGACCCCCGGGUCAUGAACGUUCAGGAUACCGACCUAAGGGUCCUCCUCGUAGGUUCAAUGUCCGACCUUGCUAGCCGAACAAGUCGUGUACUUGUUGAAUCCAUAUCAACAGCGAACAGAUCACUUCUAUCCGACCAGGAGGGGAACGGAUAGGCUCGGCCAUGCCAGCCUAACUGCCCCCCGGGAGGUUAGAGAAGCCGGAUCCCCGAAUAAAUUGCUAAGUAUUCGUAAUGCAAAGUAGAGAAAAGGAGACAUAUGAGUUCAAAAUCAAAC
This is a messenger RNA of Cuscuta europaea, 4764 nucleotides long. The record is from the annotation of a GenBank genome assembly. Lineage: Eukaryota; Viridiplantae; Streptophyta; Magnoliopsida; Solanales; Convolvulaceae.